UCUUCAUUGAGAACCGAACAUACGAUAAGAAGCAGCAAAAAAAGUAAUCCAACUCCAUCGUAAUCGAUGUCAUUAUGGAAUAUUUACAAGUAAAUUCGUUCGUGUAAAAUGUUAAUAAUAUCUUUAUUUCUCGAUUGAAUCGAAUAUAUCGACGUUUAUCAGUGUAUUUAAUUAACAUGAGGUUAAUUUCGGUGACUGCCAGUUCGGUAUUCGGAUUAGACUCGUAUUUAUAAAUUGACGUUGUUGUGAUGUAAUUUCUCAAGCCAUCUGAUAAAUCAAAUAUUUUACAUUUAUAUCGCCAUCAUAAUGCCAGCUCUGGACCGACUUCCUAUACCAACGUUAACAACGUAUUCUGUACUAUCGACGGCGUUAUUUAUAUCACUGGUUUAUAACGCCAAGCAAGUCACCAAAGAUCCUUCGUGGAAGAGCUCAGCUUUUUUAAAUGGUAAAAAUACAUCCGACAUCGUCGUCGACGACGAAGAACAUCUUAUCGAUUUGAAUAGUUUUAAUUUACCCGAAGAAGUGGACGAUGUUUUAUUAUACAUGAUACAGGACAGCUUUUCUCGAUGGGCUUUCAUCAACACUAUCGGUUGUGCGAUGAUUUUAUUCGGAAAGAUGAUACAGAGAUUGAUAUUUGGAAACUUGCGAUCUGUCGAGGUGUUGAAUUUCAGAGAAAAGUUAUGCAACUAUUUACUCUACAAGUUCAUCUUCAUGUUCGGAGUAAUCAAAGUUCAAACACCCGAAGAUGUGAUGCUGUUACUCGGAUGGUUUGGGCUUCUGGGAUUCUUGCAAAUUUUCGUACAGUUUUCAAAGGAUCGAUUGGAAUACAUGGUGACCGUUAGCUCUCAUGUGACUGUAUGGAAUCGAUGCAAAAUUGUGACUUUACUUCUAUCUGUGUUUACUGUCGCUAGUUACAUGAUUUAUUUAUGUUUAACGUACGGAGUGCAUUUGGGGUAUCAUAUAUUCGCUUUUAUGACUGCUGAGUGUUUAUCGGUCACGUUAAGAGUUCCUCAUAUCCUAAUUAAAUAUGUAAUCGAUCCGUUCGAAGCGAAAUUCAUAAGAAGUCAAAAUCAGAGAUACAGAUCGACGAAUUCGUUCGCUAAUUCGAUCAUAUGUAAAAUGGAAAUGUCGCUGUACUACUACGUAUCGUUGUUUUUGGAAUUGGCUGACUUGAGUUUGGAAUUGUUGCAUUAUUUACACAUGUUACUCUGGGGUAACAUAUUGUUCUCUAUUCCUUCGAUGGCGAUUUUCAUGCAUGUUCGUUUUUUGACCUCGGAAAUUCGAAGGAAAUUCAAAAAACAUCGCAAUUAUAUGUGGAUACUUAAUCAUAUGGAAAAAGAGUAUCCUAUUGCUUCUGUCGAAGAACUCAACAAGAAUUCUGAUAAUUGCGCCAUUUGUUGGGAGAAAAUGGAAGUGGCGCGAAAGUUACCUUGUGGACAUUUAUUUCAUUCGACUUGUCUACAAUUGUGGUUAGAACAAGACACCUCUUGUCCAACUUGUCGUUACAUAUUGAAUGUAAACGGGAGCAAUGUUAGACGUUCGGCAGGACCUAGACAAACACGAAGUACUACUGUACGAAUUGGAGCCAAUGCUACGAACGGAAUAAAUCAUCAGCACUUUUUCCAUUUUGACGGUUCGCGAUAUGUGUCGUGGUUACCUAGUUUCUCGGUUCAAGUAUUGUCCACAGUCAGUGGAGGUGAAAUGGACGAUCCUCAAGUUGAAUCAAUGGCUCGACAAAUACAGCAAAUAUUUCCACAUUACCCGACCAACGUACUAAUUGAAAAUCUACGUCAAACUCGUUCGGUCAAUUCGACAGUCGAUAAUAUUCUAGAAGGACUCAUACCUAUUGAAAACGAGCCUCCAAAUCUGGUCAAUGAAUCACCGGUAAUUUCAUUCGUAGAGACGGAAGAACAACCGCAACCCAGUAGUAGUGAUAGUAUUAAUAAUAACACAAAUGUCGUCAGCGAAAACGCGACUUCUUCAACUACGCCUCGAGGCAAUUCAUCCAUCGAAUUACCCGAUGAACCGAGUGUUGACGAAAGCAACGAUAACAAGGAAUUUUCAACUAAUCCAUCAGAACGAGAGACAGCGCUUAGGAUUAGAAAAGAGAAACUGUUUCAAAGAGCGAAAAAAUUAUACAUAGAGAAAAAAUUAGCGAAUUAAUGCCCUGCAUAAAUUCACCCUUUUUAGUGUAGUAAAACAAAAAUCAACGUGUACUUAAAAUUCUUUUUACCUUUUAUCAGUUUUGAUUCUAUUAUUUCAACGGAUUUAUUUCAUUUGUAUAAAACUUGGUAUUUUCAUUUUUUCUUUGUCGUGUAAAUAUUUAUAAGAUGUGCUGUAAUAAUAAAAUGGUUUGCUUGUU
This is a messenger RNA of Planococcus citri (citrus mealybug), 2362 nucleotides long. RefSeq names its product E3 ubiquitin-protein ligase AMFR-like. NCBI's taxonomy places the organism in Eukaryota, Metazoa, Arthropoda, Insecta, Hemiptera, Pseudococcidae. The record is from RefSeq and is a predicted model, not a curated record. The transcript has 9 exons. Gene Ontology annotation, biological process: ubiquitin-dependent protein catabolic process; endoplasmic reticulum unfolded protein response; protein K48-linked ubiquitination. The coding region runs from base 307 to 2163 and encodes 618 amino acids. Gene Ontology annotation, cellular component: endoplasmic reticulum; cytosol; ubiquitin ligase complex. Gene Ontology annotation, molecular function: ubiquitin binding; ubiquitin protein ligase activity.